Molecule: messenger RNA, 249 nt
Organism: Staurois parvus
Lineage: Eukaryota; Metazoa; Chordata; Amphibia; Anura; Ranidae
Source: the annotation of a GenBank genome assembly
ACAACUUAUGAGGUCAGACAUGCUUCCCUGCUGAGUCAGGGCUAGCUCUCUCUAAUUCUAAUAUGUACCUGACCAGGGGCGGACUGACAAUUCAUGGGGCCCCCGGGCAAUAGGGGAUCAUGGGGCCCCUGUGUCCUUGCCCAAACUCAAAAAAGCCUAUUAAAAAGGUACCAGGGGCAUCUCAUGGGGCUCCCUACUGACCCCGGGCCCUCGGGCAUUGCCCGAGUUUCCAAAUGGUCAGUCCGCCCC